CGUCAGUGCAGGCAUUCCCUGAGUUUCGUUUCCUAGAAUCAGGAUACAGCCUGCCUGACGAGGAGCUAAACGCAGCAGCUAUCGGACAUUCCUUCAGCAUUACCAAUGGUGUCAUAGCUUUCGUAGAUAAGUAGCCACUGCGCGCGCGUUUUGACGCUAAUUGGCGUCCAGAGUUUUCGUUUUUUACGAUUUCCUUGCCCGCAUUAGUUAGUCUGUUCGGAUCAGAUUCUUGGGUAAGCUGAGGCUUGCUCUUGAUCCAGUAUUGAACUAGAUUAUGCAGCUGACCAGACACCCUUACUACUAAUCUAAAGACUAAAACCAUGGGGUUGGAAGAUUACCACGUGAUAGAACUAGUAGGCGAGGGUUCGUUCGGCAAGGUCUACAAGGGGCGACGAAAGUUCACUGGUCAGAUGACGGCGAUGAAAUUCAUUCUGAAGCACGGGAAGAGCGAGAGGGACAUCAAGAACCUGCGUCAGGAGAUCGAGAUUCUCCGGAAGCUGAAACACGAGAACAUCAUCGAGAUGCUCGAUGCCUUCGAGACCCCGCAGGAGUUCUGCGUCGUUACGGAGUUCGCACAGGGCGAGCUGUUCGAGAUUCUGCAGAAUGACCAGGCGUUACCCGAGUCCCAAGUCCAGGUCAUUGCGAAGCAGCUGGUGCGCGCGCUGUACUACCUGCACUCGAACCGCAUCAUCCAUCGCGACAUGAAGCCGCAGAACAUCCUGGUGGGCGCGGGCGGCAUCAUCAAGCUCUGCGACUUCGGCUUCGCACGCGCCAUGUCGUGCAACACCAUGGUGCUCACGUCCAUCAAAGGCACGCCCCUGUACAUGGCGCCGGAGCUGGUGCAGGAGCAGCCGUACAACCACACGGUGGACCUGUGGUCGCUGGGCGUCAUCCUGUACGAGCUGUACGUGGGGCAGCCGCCCUUCUACACCAACUCCAUCUACACGCUCAUCAACCACAUCAUCAAGGACCCGGUGAAGUACCCCGACGCCAUGAGCGCGAGCUUCAAGCACUUCCUGCGCGGGCUGCUGAACAAGACCCCGCAGAGCCGCCUCACGUGGCCCGCGCUCCUGGAGCACCCCUUCGUCAAGGAGACCGCCGAGGAGAUCCAGGCGCGGGAGGAGAGAGCGCAGAAGGCGAUGGAGCGAGCGUGCAGGGCAGCAUGGCAUGCGAGGGCCAGCACCUUCCUCCCCCACCCGCUCAUGCCCUCAGCAGCCAAAGAAAACGCCAGCGCUCCACCAGACGCCAAGGUGGCGCCAGCAGCAGGAGGCACAACCCCCGUGCCAUGCCCCCCGGGCAAGAAGGCCCGUGAGCUGCCCCUGCGCAACAUAGAGGCUCGCGCCACCCCCCAGAACCUCAUGCAGACCAAGACCCCCGCCCAGCCUGCACACCCCGCACAGCAGCAGCAGCAGCAGCAGCAGACACAGGAGCAGCAGCGGCAACCGCAGCAGCAGCAGCAGAGGCAGCAGGGGGAGGAGGGGCCGAGAGGGGCGAGAGCAGCACGGGCAGCAGAGGAGAUGCCGCCGCCUGCACAGCCGCCAGCCACAGGGAAGAGCCGGCUGCUGAGGCGCCUGGAGGUCAUCCGAUCAUUCCUCUCUAAGGCUCCCUCUGCAUCCCCUGACUCGGUAGCAGCAGCUCAGAACGCCCUGCUCUCCCUCGCCUCCCUAGUCACCGACCGCCAGCCCUCCGACCCUCCUCUGGACGUGCGCUGCCUGCACUACGACGUGCUCCCCGCCGUCCUAUCCCUGCUCGACACGUGUCUCACGGAUAGAUCCGCCCGUCUGCAGUCUCUGCUGUGCCCCGCCCUGGCCCUGCUGCGCUGCGCCUUCGCCCUCCGCGCCUCUUAUGCCUCCCAUGCGGGGAAGGAAAAGGAGGGGCAGGGCAAGGGGAGAGGGACAGGUGGAGGGGGAAAGAAGAUCGAGGAGGGGGAGUGGGAUCGGGAGACGGAGGGGGCUUUCCUGGAGAAUGCACUCUCGUUUGUCAAGACAUACCCCAAGCUCUUGGAGGGGCCAGCCCAGCAGUCAGCCCAGGCAUGCCACCUCGCCACCGCCUCUCUCACCCUCCUCCUCGCCGCCUCCUCUGCUGCCGUCCGCGCAGCCUGCCUCCCCGGCCCCUCUCCCGCCACCCCCACCGCCACUGCCCCACCUUCCACCGGCUCACAGCGACAGCAGAAACAGGGGGGUAGCACUAGGGACAGGAACGCACGGGGCACACAGGGAGCAGCAGCAGCAGCAGGAGGAGGAGGAGGUAGAGGAGGGACAGGAGCAGGGCCGGGCAGUGUGAGCUAUGUUGAUACCGAGAUUCUGACCUGUGCGCAGGCAGCAGGUGUGACAGAACACAUGGCGCGCUGCAUCGCUCUCUCAGGGAAGGGGCUUUCUUCUGCUGCCCGGGAGCAUGACAGAGGGGGCGGACGAGGGGGGACUGCUGCCCGAGGUGCCGGCCGGGCAGCUGAAAAGAUUGACCCAGAGGAGGUGGGGGAGUGGCAGCAGGCGAGUCUGCAGGCGUUGCUGGGGAUCUGGGCAGCUGUGGAAGGAAUGGAGGCAGCCAAUGGGGAGUGGAGCAGUGGGGACAGAAAGGGGUUCCCUCUGGCAGUAAUGCUCGGCACUGCUCCAGGGUGGGAGGGCGUGGAAGGGAUAGGGAAGAAGGGAGGGAAGCUGAGGAGGGCGCUAGGAGAGAAGCUAGAGAAGGGGAGGUUUGUGGGAGAGAGGCUUCUGCGGCGAGUAGUAGAGGUGAUUAUAGGGAAUGGAGCGAGCGCGAGCGCGGCUAUAGCUGCGGCGUUAGAGAUGGUGGAAGGGAAUGAUGUGCUGCUUCCGAGACUGCUGCAGCUGCUGCUGCGCUGCUGCCUCUUCUCCCCCUCCUUCUGCUGCUUUAUCGCCCGUGCCCCCAUCCCUAAUGCUCCUUUCCCCGGCCAUGAUGGGAGUAUUGUGUCUGGAGGGGGAUCUGACUCCCUCCUUGCUCCCAUCUUCUCCCUCCUCCACUCCUCCCACACUCCCUCUCCCGCUGCUAUGGACGACGUGCUUCAAUGCAGCGUCCAGGCGGCGUUGGCUUGUCUGGUAGUGGCUGCUGUGGCGGAGGGGUUAGGGUUGAGGGGUCUCCAGGGCGGCAAGUGGGUGCUGACGUCAGACUCUCAGGUGCAGGAAGCCAGGCUGGCAGUUCUAGGGAGACUGGCAGGGGAAGGUGGAUUAGGGGAAGGUGCACCUGCAACUGAGGGCAGGGAUGGGAGAGAGGGAGGAAGAGCUGGUGUCGCAGCUGGUGGUAGAGCGAGAGGAGCGAGGAGCGAAGCACAGCAGCAGCAGCAGCAGCAGGGGGUGGGGCCGGGGCGGCCGUCAGCAGCAGCAGCGGCGCUGGCCAUGGCAGUAAUUAUGGAGCUCGAGCUAGCGCAGUCAGGGGAGCGACGGGGCUCCUUUGGAGGCGGGUCGUGGGGAGGCAGCAGGGCGUCGUUUGGCGGGACCCCUGGGGGCGGCCUAGCAGACGGGUCCGACUCUUCAAACAUAUCCGAUCUGGUCCUGAAGCACCUCCCUUCCCUUGCUCUCAUCUCCUCUAAGCUCCGAGUCUCUCACACUCUGACCUACUCUAAAGCCACAGAGGGUUUUGGGGUGUGUAAUGGAGGGUGGGGGGAGCUGUGGGGGGGCGCGGGGAGGGUGGUGGGGCGGUGGCACGGCGUGAGGGACGGGUAUGUGGGCAUGCUCACUGUCUCUCUGCGCCUGGGGGGCCCUCAGGCGGUAGAGAAGGCGCUAGCGGAUGGGCUGCUGGUGUCUAUGAUGAGUGUGCUAGGGGGAGGCGCGGGAGGGGGGAAAGGAGGAGGCGGAGGGGGGAGGGGCGGAGUUGGGGAGGCGGUUGAGGGGGAGAGGGCGGCGUGGGUGGCGGGGGGGAGGGGGUGCUCGCCUCCGGACCACGUGGGGCUGUCUCCUACGGGCGUCAUGUGGCUGCUGGCGGGCCUCUACAUGUGUCUGCCUGCUGGUGGUUACAGAGACGCCCUCAUAGGCCCUGACCCCAUCGACAUCCUUCUGAAGCUUCUCGGAACCUUCCACCUGGCGCACCUGCAGGCGUGGGACAACAGCCAGGGCGGACCGUGGGGAGAGAUGCAGCUGGCGCAGGGGGGGGAGGGCGGAAGGGGGGGCGCAGAGGGCGCUGGGAGAGGCGGGGGAGGUGGGCGAGGGGGAGGGGCAGGGGAGGUCGGGCAGUUGUGGGGGGAAGCAGGGUGGGUGAUGGAGGGUAGUCUAGAGGGGGUGGCGCAGCCGCUGUCACUGGAUAUGGUGGUGGAGCUGGUGUGUGGGGUAGUAGACGUGCUGCUCUUCCCCUUCCAUGCUGUCGUCGCAGGGGACGCCAUCGGGGGAGCCAGCAGUGCAGGCGCCACCAGUGUUGCCCCUGCUGCUUCGGGAGUUAGUGGGGCGGCGGGCGGCAGCAGCGGCAGGUCGGGUGGCAGUGGGGGGGAGAUGGACGAGCUGUCACGGGCGCUGCUGGUGCUGCAGCCUCAGUACCUGCAGAUGCUGCAGGAGUCCCCGGCCAUCCCCACACUGCUCUCAUCUCUACAAGUCCUCCAGGGCCCCACACUCAUCGGCCCCAUCAACCUGCUCUCGCGCGUGGCGCACCACUCGCCCGCGGCUGCGGCGCUCUUUGUGCGGCACGGGGGGCUGGACCCCGGGCUCAUGGGGAAGCUCUUCGGCAUGGAGGAGCCAGAGGAGGGCGAGGGGGAGGAGGCCGGGGGAGCGGAGGGCGAGGAGGGGCAGGGUAUGUGAUGGAGGUGGUGAUGGAUGUUCUGCUCAUUGUCUCGCACCUCUCUAGGCUCUCUGAGGACUACUACGAGCCCAUCGCAACAGCUGACAUCUACGGCGCGCUGGAGGUGUUCCUUGCUCACCCCGAUGCUGGCGUGCGCUCCAAGGCCUGCAAUGCUGUGGGCAACAUGUGCCGCCACUCCGCCUACUUCUACCCCAUCAUGGUAGACUCGGGGAUUCUGUCUCGCCUGAUAGAGUGCUGUGCUGACCACGACAGAAACACGCGCAAGUUCGCCUGCUUCGCUAUUGGCAAUGCAGCAUACCACAACAGUUCGCUUUAUGGCGCCCUUCGCCCGGUCAUCCCACACCUGGCAGUGCUGCUAGCAGCCGACAGCGGGCCGCCUAGCAGUAGCGACGACAGAUCAAGGCCAAUGCUGCCGGCGCGCUGGGCAACAUGGUGCGCAACUCAGGGGAGCUUUGCCAAGACCUCAUCUCACAAGGGGCGCUGCAGGCUUUGGUGGAUUUGGUUGUAACUGGAACCAGCCAACAACCUUCACGGAGAGAGGGAGGGGAGUCUCAAUCACCUGUAAAGAUUGCCUUGUUUUCCCUCGGCAACAUGUGCUCACAUUCUGUGUGCCGCGAGUACCUCCGGUCGAUAGACAUCUUCCGCAUCCUACACAGACUCAAGCGAUCAGGAGACAUGACAAUAGUGAAGUAUGCCACUCGCAUUCUUAGCAAGUUUCCUGAAAUGCGAGCACACUAGUGCCUUCCUAAGGCAAUAGGCCGUAUUCAUAGUGCCAUUCUAAGGCUUGAAGUGAAAGGGUCAGUUCAGUUUAGAA
Messenger RNA from Closterium sp. NIES-67, 5554 nucleotides. NCBI's taxonomy places the organism in Eukaryota, Viridiplantae, Streptophyta, Zygnematophyceae, Desmidiales, Closteriaceae. The record is from the annotation of a GenBank genome assembly.